Perognathus longimembris pacificus (Pacific pocket mouse) is the source of this 2491-nucleotide messenger RNA. It is a transcript of the gene Engase, whose product is annotated as endo-beta-N-acetylglucosaminidase. Gene Ontology annotation, molecular function: mannosyl-glycoprotein endo-beta-N-acetylglucosaminidase activity. Gene Ontology annotation, cellular component: cytoplasm. NCBI's taxonomy places the organism in Eukaryota, Metazoa, Chordata, Mammalia, Rodentia, Heteromyidae. The record is from RefSeq and is a predicted model, not a curated record. Gene Ontology annotation, biological process: protein deglycosylation.
CGCUGCGCUGCGCUGCGCACUCCUCAUUGGCCGAGGACGGCGGCAGGGGGCGGGCCCUGACCUGCAAUUGGCUCUCGGAGCCGGUGACGCGGCGCCCGAGCAGCGGGCGGGCUAGGACUGUCAUGGAGGCCCCGGCAAUGCUCACCCCGGGCGCCGCGCGGCGGCAGCAGCGGCCGGGACUCGCGGCCCCGGAGGCCGGGACGCAGGACGGGCCGGAGCAGCGACCAAGGGGGCGGCGGCCGGGACGCAGAAUUAAAGAAGACCAGGAAGAGGAAGGAGCAGAAGCAGUCUUUCGGGAAGUGGUCAGUUUCUCCGCAGAUCCUUUGCCAGCUAGAUAUUAUGACAAGGACACCGCCAGGCCCAUCAGUUUUUACUUGUCCUCCCUGGAGGAGCUCCUGGCCUGGACGCCCCUCAUGGAGGACAGCUUCAACGUGGCCCUGGAGCCCCUGCAGCGCCGCCAGCCUCCCCUGAGUGGCCCCAGGCCCCGCACCCUGCUGUGCCAUGACAUGAUGGGCGGGUACCUGGAGGACAGGUUCAUCCAGGGCGCCUCGGUGCAGACCCCCUACUCCUUCUACCACUGGCAGUACGUGGACAUCUUCGUGUACUUCAGCCAUCACACAGUCACCAUCCCCCCGGUGGGCUGGACCAAUGCUGCCCACAAACACGGCGUCAGCGUGCUGGGGACUUUCAUCACCGAGUGGAAGGAGGGUGGGCGGCUCUGCGAAGCCUUCCUGGCCGGGGACCAGCGCUCCUACCAGGCCGUGGCCGACCAGCUGGUGCAGAUCGCUCAGUUCUUUCGUUUUGAUGGCUGGCUGAUCAACAUCGAGAACUCACUGAGUCCGGCCGCGGUGGGAAACGCGCCCGCUUUCCUCCGCUACCUGACCUCCCAGCUGCACCGGCAGGUCCCCGGGGGCCUGGUGCUGUGGUACGACAGCGUGGUGCAGAGCGGGCAGCUCAAAUGGCAGGAUGAGCUCAACGAGCACAACCGGGUCUUCUUCGACGCCUGCGACGGCUUCUUCACCAACUACAACUGGCGGGAGGAGCACCUGGUGCGGAUGCUGGCGCUGGUUGGGGAGCGCCUGGCCGACGUGUACGUGGGCGUGGAUGUGUUCGCGCGGGGGAAGGUGGUCGGAGGCCGCUUUGACACAGAUAAGUCGCUGGAGCUGAUCCGGAAGCACGGCUUCUCCGCAGCUCUGUUUGCCCCUGGCUGGGUGUAUGAGUGUCUGGAGAAGAGGGAUUUCCUCCAGAACCAGGACAAGUUCUGGGGCCUGCUGGAGCGCUACCUGCCCACCCACAGCAUCUGCUCCCUGCCCCUUGCCACCUCCUUCUGCCUGGGCAUGGGGACGAGGCGGGUCUGCUACGGCCAGGAGCAGGUGGUGGGGCCCUGGUACCACCCGAGCGCCCAGGAGAUGCAGCCCCUUGUCGGUGAGCAUAAGUUGGCCGGGCACAGCCGGGGCUGGGUGAAGACGCACUGCUGCCUGGCUGACGCCUGGCAUGGCGGCAGCUCCCUGCUCAUCCGGGGGGUGAUCCCGCCGGAGGUCGGCAGCGUGGCCGUGAGGUUGUUUUCCCUGCAGGUCCCCGUGCCGCCCAAGACUUUCCUGUCCAUGGUGUACAAGCUCGAGGGGUCUUCAGACGUCAAGGUGGCUUUGGAACUGACCACGGGGGACGCCGGGUGUGCCAUUGACAACAUCUCUGUGCUGAGCGCGGAGACUGGCUCAAGGCACCGGCCCCGGCCCCUCCGGGUGCCCCCCGCCAAGCUGGCCAGGUGGGUGGGGCGCUGCGGGCAGCAGCUCCAGGGAGGCUGGAUCCAGCGCUGCUAUGAGGUGAACCUGCGCCAGUGCCUCCUCCGGGACCUCUUCGUGAACUUCUCCCGGCCCCGGGGCGGCGGUGGCGGGGAGGAGGAGAGCUUCGUCUGUCGCCUGGGGGAGAUCCAGGUGGUGGAUGCCGACAGCCUGCUGGCCCCGCUGCCGCGGGUGCGGGACGUCACGGUCUCACAGGUCCGCUGGCUGCCGCCCGCCUCCGGCCCCGAGGGCCUCCCGGCCGGGCUCAGGCUCGGCUGCACCCUGCACUGGUCCUACCCCCUCCGCCAAGCCCGGGGCUUCCGCAUCCACUGGUGGCAGAGGACCAGGGCGGCUUCUCCCGACGGGGGUCCUCCCGGCCCGGAGAAGCCCACGUUCCUGGGCCUGGCUUUUGCCAACCAGUGGGUGGCGGACUUGCUGGUGGCGGCCGCGGGGCCGGGGCAGGAUGGCCGGGUGGAGCUCCUGGUGGAGCCCGUCCCCAGGGAAGGCUUCGUGGUGCCUCAGGCCGAGUGGGGCCGGGCGGCCCUGAUCUACUCCGCUCCCUAGUCCUGGGCCCCAAAGCCCAGCGCCUCCUCACCUCGGACCGCUUUCCGCCUGACUCGGGGCCCAGCCACGCGAGAUCCCCGCCACGGGACGCCGGCUGCCCGGAAAACCCAUCUCCAGGCCUUGCCUGUGGCUCCCUGCUUGGCCGC